CACACCAGUUAGUUUGGUCAGUCAGCCUGUUGCUUUGCUUUGAUGCUCAGUCGGUGUUAUGACUAUAAUUCUAUUGAGCGAUUUACUACUCAAUUAUCCGCGUAAACCCAAAAAUAAUUGUCUAAAGUGUAUCAAUGUGUUGAGUGAACCAUUCAGUGAUACUAAAAAAAGUGAAUAUUAUGGAAACAAGACUACAAGGUAACAACUUGUGUGUCUAGUUGAGUGGUUUCAAAUUGACUUUUGACGUCACGCGUAGCAACCAAUCAGUUGGCGCGAAGAGAAAAAUAACUAUUGAAACAUAACUCAUGUUUUGGUUACAUUGUGUAUGUUAAAGACGAAAAUAUGUUAAAUGGACCAUAAGUGAACGUGAAUAACAGAAAUAUGUUAUUAAAAUGUACUGCAGACGGGAGGCCGAUCAAAGUGAAUGGAGCGUCAGGCAGCCAGGGAAGUGGUGCGAGAGGCAUGAAAAUGACUAUGUCCACGACAGCGACCAUGUCAGCACGCGUACACAGAAAGGUGAUGCGCGCGCCGCAUAAGCGCGCCCACCCGGGCAAAAUGGCGCACGGCGGCAAAAUGACACACCCCGGGAAAGUUAACUAUCACCCGGGCAAGCUCGUACACGCGGGAAAGCUGGCGCAUUUAGGAAAAUUCGGAAAGUUAGCCCAUUAUGCGCAAACGCACGCGCUGCGGCCGCCCGAGACGUGCGACAACAGCAACGACAGCGGCCUCGGACCGGAUCCGACCAACAGAUUGUCAGAAUCACUGGAAGAAUGGGAGCAUCCGGAGAUGAAACGCAGAAGGGCGGACAGCGACGGGGUUAAGAUAGAGUGCGACGACGCGAACGAUGCGUACGCGUUCCCACCGACUGCGCCCGUCGCCGCGCCUGUGCCCGCUCCCGCCCCCGCGCCCGCCCCGCCCGACGCUCCGCUCGAGCCUCUGGCGCCUGUGCCGAUACUACCAGUCCCCGUAAUACGAGCUGGCUGCAGCAUAUCUAGUCCAAGCAUCAACGAAACGCCAGCGCCUGUGAAACGGUUCCAGGACCCUUACAGAUCCUGUGGCAAGCUCGGUGGAUCAGGCAAGCUUGCGAACAAAUACGCGAGUGGAGGCAAACUGGGCACUGCGGGGAAGUUAGGUGGAAAAGGAGGGAAAUAUGGGGGGAAGUUAGCUCAAGUGCUGGCAAGACGGAGAGCGUUAGCGGCCAUGACUCAUUCUGGGCCGCCAGGUUUGUCGGCGCCGCUGACCAGCCGGUCCAGGGAUGGCACUGUGGAGCUGCAGAUCCUGUGUCAGCCGGAGACGCAGCACAGAGCCAGGUACCAGACUGAAGGCAGCCGAGGAGCAGUCAAAGACAACUCGGGAAAUGGUUUCCCAAUAGUCAAAUUGGUCGGCUACGACAAGCCGGCCGUGUUACAGGUAUUCAUUGGCACAGACACGGGCCGAGUGGCCCCUCACAUGUUCUACCAGGCGUGUCGGGUGUCGGGCAAGAACUCCACGCCCUGCAAGGAGAGGAAGGAAGACGGGACAGUGGUCAUAGAGAUAGAUUUAGAGCCGACCAAGAGUUGGCAGGUCACAUGCGACUGUGUGGGGAUACUUAAGGAGAGGAACGUGGACGUGGAGCACCGGUUCGGCGAGUCGCUGAGCGGCGGCGCCGGCGCACACGUGUCGCGCGGCAAGAAGAAGUCCACGCGCUGCCGCAUGGUGUUCCGCACAGAGAUCGUCAACGCGGCCGCGCAGCGUGAGACGCUGCAGGUCUGCUCCACGCAGAUCAUUUGCACCCAACCGCCCGGAGUACCAGAAGUCUGCCGGAAGUCCCUGGUGUCGUGUCCGGCGUCCGGCGGCCUGGAGCUGUACUUGCUGGGGAAGAACUUUCUUAAGGAGACCAGGGUCGUGUUCCGCCAGAGACAAGACGGCCGCACCUUGUGGGAGGAGGAGGUGGUCCCUGACAAGGAGUUCUUACAACAGACCCAUUUGGUUUGCUGCGUGCCGCCGUUCGCACGCACGGACGUGUCAGAGACCGUGUGCGUGCAGCUGUUCGUGCGCUCGGCCGGCAAGACGUCGGAGCCGCACAGCUUCUACUACACGCCGCCCGCGCUGGACACGGGCCCGCUGCACUGCACGAGGCACCACACUCAAGGCGAGGAGGCGCGGCCGGUGCUGCUGUGGGGCGGCGCCGGCGCAGCCAUGAUGCCGCCCCCCGCGCUGCCCGCGCGCCGCCCCUCCGUCAUCCUGCCCGACCCGCACUCGCCGCUUGGAGGACUUAAGAGCGAGGUGGCGGACGAGAGCAGCCAGCACUCACUGCUGGAGGGGGAGGGGUCGUGCGGCGCGGAGGGGCCGGAGCCCGCGGGGCUGCGGGGGGAGGAGCUCAAGGUCGUCGACCUCCGCCUCAAGUCUGAGACCAUCACCAGGGAGGGCCAGCAGGUAGGCUUCGUCGGCAGUUACGACUCCAUCAAGCUAUCGCCGUCCACCCCCGCGCAGAGCGAGCCCCCCUCGCCCCUCGCCUCCUUCACGCAGCAGCUCAGGGCCAUACACAAUCAGGUGCAGACGGACAAGAUGGUGGAGUCUGUGACGGCGGCCAUCUUCAACUCGGACGAGAACGCCGGACAAAUAUACACUCCCAUCCUAGACCCAAUGAGACAGCUCAUCUCGUCCAAAACCAACAUGAACCCACUCGAAACUGACAUGAAGGUUCUCAAUCCUGAGCUAAUGAUGACAGACAGAAACAUGCAGACUACUGUACUCCAGUCCACGACUGAACAGAGAAUGAUAGUCUACAACCAAAUGCCGCCGAAUAGGUCGGACGAGACCUUCAAUCCAUUCGGAGCUAUCACCAAAAUGGAGAUGGGCACCACGCAGAUAGAGCAGAGACUGGCGCAGCAGAGCGCGCACAUGGAGGCUCUGGUGGAAGACGCUAUGAAAGCCACGGCGGCCAUGUUGCCGGCGGACGCGGCCAAACUCGACGAGCUGGUCAACUCCAGGGUAGAAGACCACCUGUCAGGCUCGGCCACGUCCCCGUCCACAGCUUCCCACGCUUCCGACGUCCUACUCAGCCCAAACGCAGCGGUGGUCAGAAACCCAACUGCCGAGUUACUCCCUUCGAUGUCUUCAUCGGCGAUCUCUCCCGACGUGAUAUUAAACCCUCAAGUGUCGCCCAGUUUGCUCUGCGACAACAACCAGCGCAUCGUCAUGCCCAACGCUGGCACGCAGGACGAGCUCAUGAUGCUUCCCGAGCAAGUUCAACUCACGUCAGUCAAAACUCCGCCUGCCGCAGUCAAGUCCAUGAUUUUAAACGCGGCAGCGGAGAUACUGACCUCGGACACGACCAUGAACGCGUUAGUGACGUCGGCUAUAAACACAGCUAAUAUAUUGACGACCGAGAGCGCCAGCGGCGGCGGGGGGAUGCAGCCGGGGGGCGCGGACGCGCAGCCGCCGGAGGAGCCGGCGGGGAUGGCGGGGAUGGCGGCGGAGACGCCGCUGGUGGCGAUGUCGCAGGCGGUGUCGCAGGCGGUGACGCAGGCGGUGUCGCAGGCGGUGUCGCAGGCGGUGUCCCAGGCCGUGACGCAGGAGAUGACGGCCCCCGUCCAAGGCCUCACAGACAUGAGCGACCAGGACCUACUCUCGUAUAUUAACCCCAGCACUUUCGACCAGGUGUAAAUCGCCGCGUCCGGACUUCGCCUCGGAGACUUGAACACUCUAGUGAUGUGUCGAGGGCUCAAAACAAAAUGCAGUUUUUAUGUGAAUUUUUAAUGGAUGUUGUUAUAACGUAGAUUGUAGGUUAUCUAGUGUAAUCGCCGAUGAACGAUAUUGACGUCGCGAUGGUUAUUUUUAUGAUUCUCAUACCUAUUAAUUUUAUUGUAUGACGGUGUGUUUUGAGCGUCAAUUAUUUUCAUCAUGUGAGUCAGUAUUACAGGGCAAAUAAAUUUAUACACGUGUAGACGGCGGAGUCGCUCGGAGAAUGUGCGCCUUAAGUGUGACUUGCAAAAAAACUUUUUUAUAUAUAUAUAUAUAUACUUGGAUGAGAAAAUGGAUAUUUUCAUUCGAAAACUGCGUGAGUGGCUCCCGAGGUCGACACGUUAAAACAAGACGAUGUAUGUGUUUUAUAAACUCUUAACGAGCGCAUGUGUUGAAUUGCAUUCGAAUUUUCGUGUAAAUAAUGUUAGGAUCGUGUUUAUGUUAGACGUAAUGUGGCGCGAGGGCUAAGGCGUGGUUCACAGCGGACGUGUUUAGCUUCCAUUGUUGCGUCGUUGUCAAUAUAUAAUAUAUUUUAAAAAAUAAGCUAAGUAUAUAACACAGAAAUGUCUGCUGUAUAAAGAGAUCUUUGGGAGAAGAACUUUUUAGAUCUUUAAAAUAUAAAAACGAAAUUAUAUCGUUGUCUCGCUCGUGUACAAUGUGAACCAUACCUAAUUAGUGAUAUCUCUACAGAUGCUAAUUACUGUUCAUAAAAUAGUUGUUUACUGUGCUCGUCAAUUAUAUUACAAAUAUACACACAAACAUAAAUAGUUACAAAAUACAAGAUAAAAAAAAACGGUUAUUUUUUUUAAUCACGAAAAAAAUAACAUGUCCUUUUCUGUCAAUUUUUAAUAAUCGAUUACGAAAUUUUGCUCAUACACUAAAGACACUGCCACAUGUAGGUACUUAUUUACACAGUAAUAUUUAACUAAUAUAUGAUUAGGCUUGUGUUUUGAAACUGUUUAGAUUGUCAAAAAUCUCGAUUAUAGUUCUGAAAGCCGCCAAGGUAGUUCCGGUCGCCGCGCCUAAAUGUUAAAUACAUAAAUCGAUGGUUAGCUCAACUUGCGGUGUUAAAAUACAUUAAGUAUGAUAUAUGAUCAUAAUUUGUUAAAUUCCCCAAAAAAAUGGACCAAAUUGUGUAUAGAUAAAUAUUUAUUUCUUGAAAAUCAAUCAUUUCUUAGAUCACACUCUAUUUUGAUCUUAUGGUUGAAUGUCAAAGAUAUAGACGCACAUAUUUUUUUGUUACUUUGUGCAAAGUUUUAAAUAAAUAACUCGAUUUAUAUGUGGAUAAUUUUUAUUCAUAUUUUAUAUUUGUUAAAAUUAAUUUUGUUUUUUUUUUUUUGUUAUUGAUUCACUUGUCGAUUGGACAAUAAUCGUGGCAUCGAUUAAGAAUAUAUCACAUGACAAAGCCGUAAGCUCAGCACUUGUUUUGAAAAAUCGAUUAAAAAUAUAUUUAUUUACGGUCAAAAGCGUAAAGUGUUUUAGCACAUAGCCACGCCUGCAAGAAUUAAGCGACCAUCGCUCGUUUUAUUAUAUGAUUGUGAUAAAUAAGGAAAUGUUAUUCACAUAGGAGCUAAUUUUAUAUAUAAGGAAAACUGUACUGAUGUGAUGUUAGCAAAUAUAUAUAAAACUAUGUUAAACAUAUAUAAAGAGUUCAUUUUUUAUAGAGUGUUAAUGCUACAUAUUUAAAUGUGCCAUUUAUGAUGUAAUCUUAGUUAAGGAGUAAUGUAAAUCAUAUCGUAUGAAAAAUUGGUGUGAUUUUGGCGACAAAACGUCACUGUCGCAAAAUGCCGCAAAUUGGAAUUUGAUUUAGCACAAUGUUUUUGUCGUGACAUGAAUUUUAUGACUCAAUCAAUAAUAAAUGAUAUUGUAAAUAACUGUAUGCCAAAUUGAGCCUACAAAAAUUAUUGGACAGCGUUUGACAAACAUUGGCGUAAUUUGCGAAUUUGACGUGAUGCGCCAAAACUUUAUUGGUGUUAGACCUCACAUGUAGACAGAGAAAACUACAGACAUCGUCAUAUCUUCCUUUUCGCUCAAACAAGAAAUAAGCGGAAUAUACACGAGCGGAACAGAGCUCUAAUAUCUUUCGAUGUCGCGUGCCAUGAUGAGACGAAAAAAAUGCUUAUUAAAUAUUUCUAUCUCAUGUGGCUAUGCUGAUUGUCUAUGGUUUUCUUGGUCUAUGACCUCAAAGUUUGGCCGACAUGCAACCGAAGGAACACGGCUGUGCCUUGCACACGCAGACCACGAGUAGUACAUAAUUUUUAUAUUCUAUAUACAUUUACAUUACAGUAUUCGCACUGGGACCACAUGAACAAUAUACUUAUACAAAAUUUCAAACUCAUAGAAUAGUAUUUUGAAAACGACUACUUUUAUUGACGGUUCAAUUUUACGAAGCACGUGCUAAUAUUAUAUGUAUAUAAAUAUAUUUAUAAAUAUAUUACACUUAGAUUUAUCUCAAAAAUAGUCUCAAAAAGAAUCUUGAAAAUUCUUACAUUGAUAAUGCUAACACAUAAUAUUAGUACCAUUCUAUAACACGGGCCAAAUAGUCUUGGAUGGAAAAGACAAUUUUAGAAUGAGAAAACGUACUUAUAAAAAUAACAUUUUACACUAUUGUUAUAAUUGGAUUUUUACUUCAAACUUUGUUUUGUUUAUUAUAAAUGAGAUGAAUUUACUUUGACUCAGAGUGAAAUUACAUCCUGUAAUUAUUGUUGAAGAUUUUUUUUUUUUGUUAGUUUAUAACAUAAUUAUUAUUGUUAUAAUUUAGAAAACAUAUGUUGUAUCAGUAAUCUGAAAAACGCUAAAAUACUUCUAUUUGAGAACAGAGAUUAAUUUUAUAUGAAAAAUUUGGAUAUAUAAUUGUUUUCAAAAUAUAAAAGUUGUAAUUUAAUUUAUACAUAUCUCUGAAUUGUUUUCUACUCGAGUUGUAUAAAUUCCUUGUACUAUUUCGGCUAUGUAUGUAUAUCGACAUAACAUUCUCUGUCUUCCACGUUUGUUUUAUUUUGAAUCUAUAUCUUUUGUGCUUCCUUUAAUUUAUUGAAUUUAAAUUAUAAUUCCGUUAUCUAGCCAGACUGAGUUGUGUGGACAGUUGUACUAAAAAAUAUUGUAAAAGAAAUUCACAUAGGACAGCACAAACAAAUUAUUUUAGUAAUAUAUUAUACGACUAUUUUUAUGACGGUCAUAUUGAGUGCAAAUUUGAAUGAAAAUAUAUAAAUGUAUUUUUCUCAAGAAGCGGUGGUGGUGUAAUGGUUGAGACGCCCGCCUGUGGAUUGAAAGGUCCUAGGUUCGAAUCCUACUCGUGCCACAUGAGUUUGUAUACCAAUCUGACUCAUGUAUAGUAGUUUUCACCGACCACCAUUUGCUUCCGGUGAAGGAAAACAUCGUGAGGAAACCUGCACACUGGUUGAUGCAUUAACUUAUUUAUGAAAUGGAGAAGGCAAACCACUCCAUUAAUAAUGCCAAGAAAGUUGUUAUGUGUGUUUUAUUCCACGUAAUGACCACGAACCACAGCCAUGAGGAACAUGACUAUAAAGAAGAUUUUUUUCUCAAUAAUUCAAGUGAAAAAAAAACACUUUUUCUUUAUUUUUUGUAACAAUGUAAUAUAGACAAACAAAACAAUGUAGUCUUGUCUUAGAGCAGAAAAUAAUUGUGGGCGCUGUGUUCUCUUGGCUGGCAACACUGGUGUUUAUCAAUUUCGACCAUUGUAUGUAGCAUUGUCGAUUGUUUUGACGACCUCGGUGGCGCUGUGGUAAAGUUCUUGCCACUGAACCGAGAGGUCCCGGGUUCGAUCCCCGGACGGGUCAUGAUGGAAAACGAUCUUUUUCUGAUUGGUCCGGGUCUUGGAUGUUUAUCUAUAUAUAUAUUUGUUAUAAAAUAUAGUAUCGUUGAGUUAGUAUCCCAUAACACAAGUCUCGAACUUACUUUGGGGCUGGCUCAAUAGGUUUGUCCUCAUUUAUUUAUUGUAAUGUAAAAAAUAUAUAGAUCGUUAAUCCGGUUUCUAUUCUUAAGCCUACAAAAAUACCUAUAAACUGUAUAGCAAUUUUAACCUACAAUUUCUUCUACUCCUUUCUAAUAUUUAUAUAUUUUUAGAAACGAUAU
Plodia interpunctella (Indianmeal moth) is the source of this 7818-nucleotide messenger RNA. RefSeq names its product NFAT nuclear factor (gene NFAT). The coding region runs from base 382 to 3648 and encodes 1088 amino acids. The record is from RefSeq and is a predicted model, not a curated record. The transcript has 14 exons. Gene Ontology annotation, molecular function: RNA polymerase II cis-regulatory region sequence-specific DNA binding; DNA-binding transcription factor activity, RNA polymerase II-specific; transcription factor binding. Lineage: Eukaryota; Metazoa; Arthropoda; Insecta; Lepidoptera; Pyralidae. Gene Ontology annotation, biological process: regulation of transcription by RNA polymerase II. Gene Ontology annotation, cellular component: transcription regulator complex.